UGUUGUAUACGAAUUAUAAACGAAGUAAACGUUUAAUUUCUUUUGCUUAAAGCGAAAGAAAACAAAUCAUGGUAAAUGUCACAAAAGGAAUUUUAGUCGAAUGUGAUGCAGCAAUGAAGCAAUUCCUUUUACAUCUAGACGAGACUUUUGCUUUGGGAAGAAAAUUUAUUAUUCAAGAUCUGGAUGAAAGGCAUUUGUUUAUCUCCGCUGAUAUCUUAGACACCUUACAAACAAAAGUAGAUGACCUUAUGGAUCAAAUAUCAUUUCCUUUAGCAGAAAAAGGAAUAUAAAUAACAAUCAAAAUAUAUUUUCCUUAUAAUAUAGUAGGAAACAGUGUGAUUUAUCAUAAAAUAAUCAAACAUGGCUGCUC
Messenger RNA from Eufriesea mexicana, 370 nucleotides. It is a transcript of the gene Tfb5, whose product is annotated as transcription factor B5. Bases 69 to 290 code for a protein of 73 amino acids. The transcript has 2 exons. Gene Ontology annotation, biological process: transcription by RNA polymerase II; transcription initiation at RNA polymerase II promoter; nucleotide-excision repair, preincision complex assembly. Gene Ontology annotation, cellular component: transcription factor TFIIH core complex; transcription factor TFIIH holo complex. The record is from RefSeq and is a predicted model, not a curated record. NCBI's taxonomy places the organism in Eukaryota, Metazoa, Arthropoda, Insecta, Hymenoptera, Apidae.